AUACCCUUCAUUCAGCGCGCGGUGCUUUUGACAAGUUUCCAAAAAGUUAGACAAAAUAAAGGAGAAGAGAAUGGAUUCUUUGGUUCAGCAGGUUUUGAUUGUUUGCCCUCAUGUAUCAGCUGACGAUGCUCGUAGAGAUCUAAUUUACACAAAGGACCCUCAAACAACAAUUAACAGAAUAUUUGACGGGAAUUUCUUGAUAGGAAUUCCUACUGAUCAGCCAGGAGAUCGAAGCCCAGUGCCAGUGCCGCCAGUACGCCACAUUCCCACCAAGAAACCUGUGCCAUCAGCAUCUGCGGGAAGCUUGUCAGACAACUUUGGGUCAAACGGUUCAGAAAGGAGCUGUGACACCCACUUUAGCGAAGAUGUGAGAGACUCCCAUCAAAAGAAAAUGGCCUACAAGAACACUCAGAGGCACCAGGGGAGGACCAGUCCCUUCCCUGCUACCAGCUCUGAUCUCCAUGAUGAUAGCGACGAUGAUGAGGAGUUCCCAUCCAUCUUUGCAUCUCGUGGACCACAAGCUACCUCAAGAUGGGAAGCCAAUGUGACAUCGAACCUUCCAAAGGAAUCUGGUUUCAUACCAGGAAACAAUGAGAGGGAAAAACAUGGGACGUCCAAAGGAUCGGCACACGACACCAAUGCCAAAAAGACAAUGUCCUCUAGAGUGUGCCAUAUUGACAUAUCCAGUAGUGACAGUGACGGUGAUCAAAGCCCUGACAAGGUAGCUAACCCUGUUAAGCACAAAAACCAAGAGAGGGUGAAUGUAGCUUCAAUUGUCCAUCUAGACCCUGAAUCCUCAUCGGACGAGGACGAUAUCAUCCAACUUGGUCUGUUGCGGAGACUAGAGGAUCAGAAGAAGAAGCGGUUCAAGGCAGCACGGAGCAGCAGCCAGGAAUCCUCCCAAACCUUGUCGACAUCUUCCUCCAAAUCAAGCACUGCCAGAGAGAGGGAAAUCCAUGAAAAAGUGAAAAAUGCCAUCUUAGGAAACGGAAGAUCCUACGAUCAUGCCGUAAGUGACAGUGAUGGUGAGCCGGAAUCCAUGGAAAUGACCGAUCAAUCAUCAUCACGUUAUAACUCAUCAUCCAUGCCUUACACCACAGAGACUGAUAGUCUUGAUUCACAGACUGUGACGUCGCAGGAGAGCAGUUCGUCUUUGUCUUCAGGUCAUCUAAAGACGAAGAGAACACCAGAGGAAAUCCAAGCUGCCAAGUUCAAAGCAAUGGAGAGGAAGACUGAGAAGGAGCGACAGAGGCAAGAGAGGAACAAACUUCAAGAAUCAAAGAAACAACAAAAGCAAAGAGAGAUUGAUCAAAGGAAGACACUCAGAGAUGCAAAACGGGCAGAGAAACCAGGAGAAUGCCUGAAAUUUAUGACGGUCGUGUUGGACCACCAUGUGAUUGAGGACCCAUGCGGAGCUCAGAUCUUGGCCAAGCUGCAGACCAUGGGGUGUAAAUACGUCAUCGAGGCGCAGUCUAUCCCAUCAUGCAUCAGGUGGCAGAGAACGGUCCUGGACACGGACCUCCUAGGCCAGGACUUACAGCUGGACUCCAUGACAAGUAUCAAGCAGGAACCGGAAGCCAUUAUUGUUCUUUCUCCUGCAGAGUUUGUAGAGAUGGUCUAUUCUUACAAAUGUGAACAGAGAGGGGAAUACACCCCGGGUCUUAGGACAUUAUGUGACCAUGUGAAAGACAUCCAGAGGCAGCUAGGAGGGAUCAUGCCCACGUUGGUCGUUCAAGGCAUGGAGAAAUACUUCAGAGCCAAAAAGAAUGUCCACCAGAGACAGUACAGGAAUGCAGUGCUUGGGGUGACAGGUGAAGAGAAAGGAAAAGGCAAGAAGAGGAAACGGAAACCAGAAGACAUUGAUGUCAUUGUAUCCAGGGUGGACGUUGAGGAGGCCUUGGUUGAUGUGCAGUUGAAGCUGACCUGUAACAUGCGUUUUGUAGAGACUAGUGAACAGAUAGCUGACCUGGUAGCCAUGUUCACCAAAGCUGUAGCUGAAACGCCUUUCAAGAGGAAACGAGACGAGGCCAAGUUCUCUUUCCACGUCCAUGUCGACUGGGCCGGAGGGGUCAAGGUGGCCAAGGAUGGCAAGGGACUGCUCAAGGUGUGGAGGCAACAGUUCCAACAGUUCAGGAACGUCAGUCCAGAGAUCGCAUCGGCCAUCGUAGCUCAGUAUCCUGCUCCUCGACUCCUCUUGAGGGCAUACAAGAAUUGUCCAACAGAAGAUGCUGCCAAAAAACUUCUCCAAGAUAUUGUUGUGCGUCGUGGAGAGGGUGUUCUAACUACAUCCAGACGCGUAGGACCUGAGCUGUCAAGGAGAGUUUACCAUCUCUUUGAUUCUACCAAUGGUGAUCUGGUUUUAUGAUGCUACUCAACAAUCCCUAUGCAUGGA
Molecule: messenger RNA, 2392 nt
Organism: Strongylocentrotus purpuratus (purple sea urchin)
Lineage: Eukaryota; Metazoa; Echinodermata; Echinoidea; Camarodonta; Strongylocentrotidae
Gene: eme1
Product: crossover junction endonuclease EME1
Exons: 12
Coding region: 71-2365 (764 amino acids)
Biological process (GO): mitotic intra-S DNA damage checkpoint signaling; replication fork processing; double-strand break repair
Cellular component (GO): nucleus; Holliday junction resolvase complex
Molecular function (GO): nuclease activity; ubiquitin binding; DNA binding
Source: RefSeq, a predicted model, not a curated record